Molecule: messenger RNA, 1059 nt
Organism: Penicillium canariense
Lineage: Eukaryota; Fungi; Ascomycota; Eurotiomycetes; Eurotiales; Aspergillaceae
Product: translation machinery-associated protein TMA46
Exons: 4
Coding region: 1-1059 (352 amino acids)
Biological process (GO): cytoplasmic translation
Cellular component (GO): cytosol
Molecular function (GO): metal ion binding; mRNA binding
Source: RefSeq, a predicted model, not a curated record
AUGGCGCCCAAGAAGGCUGAACAGGUGAAGAAGAAGAAGGCCACGGUCGAUGACAAGACCUUUGGCAUGAAAAACAAAAAAGGUGGUGCCGCCAAGAAGCAGAUCCAGCAGCUGCAAGCCAUGGCCAAGUCUAACAAAGAUCCCGAUGCCAAACGCAAAGAAGCCGAGAAGGCGCAGCGCGAGGCCGAGAAGAAGGCCGCCGAGCUCGCAAAGAAGGAGGCUGCCGAGCUGUUCAAGCCUGUGCAGGCGCAGAAGGUUCCCUUCGGUGUCGACCCGAAGACCGUGCUGUGCAUGUUCCACAAGAAGGGUGGCUGUGAGAAGGGCAAGAAGUGCAAGUUCAGCCAUGACCUGAAUAUCGAGCGCAAGGCGGCCAAGAAGGAUCUCUACACCGACUCUCGCGAUGGUGAAGAGACGGAGGAUAAGAAGAAGGCGGAUACUAUGGACAACUGGGACGAGGAGAAGCUGCGCAGUGUCGUGUUGAGCAGGCACGGUAACCCGCGGACGACGACUGACAAGGUGUGCAAGUUCUUUAUCGAGGCGGUAGAGAACCAGAAGUAUGGUUGGUUCUGGGUCUGUCCGAACGGAGGCGAUAAGUGCAUGUAUAAGCACAGCUUGCCGCCAGGAUUCGUCCUCAAGACAAAGGAGCAGAAGGCAGCUGAGAAGGCCCUGAUGGAUAAGUCGCCAUUAAACACCCUGACGCUAGAAGACUGGCUGGAGUCCGAGCGGCACAAGCUGAGCGGCAACCUGACACCAGUCAACCCCGAGACCUUCGCCAAAUGGAAGAAGGAUCGCCUGGAUAAGAAGGCCGCUGAGGCAGAGGCACAGAAGGCCAAGGAGGCCACUGGCCGGUCGAUGUUUGAGAGCGGAGAGUGGAAAGAUGAGGAGGAUAGCAGUGAAGAUGAAGAAGAAGAUGAUGAUGAUGUCUGGAACUUGGUGGCCAUGCGAAACGAGACUGAGAAGCUGCGUGAGCAAAAUGAGGAGGAGCGGUUGGCCCACCUUUCCGGAGUGGACGUCCCGCCAUCGGACGAUGCUGCAAUUGCACUGGAGGCCGCUGGCUGA